Molecule: messenger RNA, 2049 nt
Organism: Macadamia integrifolia
Lineage: Eukaryota; Viridiplantae; Streptophyta; Magnoliopsida; Proteales; Proteaceae
Product: probable serine/threonine-protein kinase PBL3
Exons: 7
Coding region: 243-1697 (484 amino acids)
Biological process (GO): protein phosphorylation
Molecular function (GO): protein kinase activity; ATP binding
Source: RefSeq, a predicted model, not a curated record
UUUCUACGCUACGGUGGUGGCAAAGCUUCCAAUUGGCUUUCAUCUUUCCGGCCUUUCCAGAUUUUCUACUACAUCUUCUUCCUUUGUCUCUGUAAAAAGAUUCAUUCAAUCCCUUCUUCCGACUCAUCACCACUAUUGAGAUUUGUCUUCUUUAGUGGUAUGAAUACGGUGAUGGGUUUUUGAUCAUCUCUCACUCUGGAGAGUACUGUGCUUCCUUUUGGUUUAGAGCAUCCAUAAUCCAUAUGGGGAACCAUAUGGGUACCUGCUUGGAUGCUCCUGCCAGGAUAGGCAACGCUCACAGCACUCAGACUGCUUCUGCUUUAAGGACCUCAAAAGUUCCCUGCUCAACUUCAGCAGUUUUCUGCUUUUUCCUUCAAGCUUCAGGAGCCUCAAAAGUUACCAGCAAAACUAAGUCAACUCCAGCAGUUUCUAGUCUGGAAGUUCCAUCUUACGAUGAAAAUAGAAUCACUGGAAGGCUUCCUAUGCCUAAUUCUGAAGCUUCAGGGGCCUCAGAAGUUAGCAGCAAAACUAAACCGACUUCAGCAGUUUCUAGUCUUCCAGUUCCAUCUUACAGUGAAAAAAGCACCACUGGGAGGCUUCCUAUGCCUAGGUCUGAAGGUGAGAUAUUGUCGUCGCCAUAUUUGAAAGCCUUCUCUUUUAGUGAGCUAAAGAAUGCCACUAGAAACUUCCGCCCAGACAGCCUUCUUGGAGAGGGAGGAUUUGGUUAUGUAUUCAAAGGAUGGCUUGAUGAGCACACCCUUUCUGCUGCAAAGCCUGGAUCUGGAAUGGUUGUUGCUGUCAAGAAGCUUAAGCCAGAAGGUUUCCAAGGCCACAAGGAGUGGUUGACAGAAGUUAACUAUCUUGGCCAACUUCAUCAUCCAAAUUUGGUUAAACUUUUUGGUUAUUGCUUGGAUGGGGAGAAUCGGCUGUUGGUCUAUGAGUUCAUGCCAAAAGGCAGUUUGGAGAAUCAUCUAUUUAGAAGAGGGACCCAGCCAUUAUCUUGGGAAAUAAGGAUCAAAGUGGCCAUAGGCGCUGCUAGAGGUCUCUCUUUCUUGCAUGAUGCUGAAUCGCAAGUCAUAUACAGGGAUUUCAAGGCUUCUAAUAUUCUGCUAGAUGCAGAGUUCAAUGCAAAACUUUCUGAUUUUGGCUUGGCCAAAGCAGGCCCUACUGGUGAUAGGACUCAUGUCUCCACUCAAGUCAUGGGUACUCAUGGCUAUGCUGCACCUGAAUAUAUUGCUACAGGUCGGCUGUCUGCAAAGAGUGAUGUUUACAGCUUUGGAGUUGUAUUGUUGGAAUUGUUGACUGGCCGUCGUGCUGUUGAUAAAACAAAAGUUGGUGUAGAACAAAAUCUGGUGGACUGGGCCAAGCCAUAUUUGGGUGACAAACGCAAAUUAUUCCGUAUUAUGGACACUAAGUUGGAAGGGCAGUAUUCCCAGAAAGGAGCCUUCAUGGCUGCCACCCUUGCUUUACAGUGCCUAAGCUAUGGUGCUAAAGCCAGACCACGUAUGGCUGAGGUUUUAGCUUUACUGGAAAAAAUUCAAGCCUCAAAGAGUACUGCCCAACACUCUCAAUUUGAAAAGCAAGUGGCCUCCAAUCCUAUCCACAGAUCGCCAUUAAGAUACCAUCAUUUGCCUCGCAAUCUGCCACCCGGUGGUUCUCCGCUGCCAUCCCCCCGGCAAUCCCAAUGUGUACGCUAGGCAGUAGAUAUUUCCAUCCACUCUGGUAUUUGAUGUAAAUUUCAUUUACCCACCUUGCUAGUUCACUGAAAUAAUUUUCUCAGUUUUUGAUAAAGUGAAGUCUUGAAAGAUGGAACAUUGAGUUCCCUUGUGUACGCUAGGGCAGUAGAUUUUUCCAUCCAGUCUGGUAGUUGAUGUAAAUUACAUUUUCCCACCUUGUUUGCUAGUUUUCUCAAUGAUUUGCUCAGCUUUUGAUAAAGUGAGGUCUUGAUAGAUGGAACCUUGCCUUGUACAUGGUGCUCUUUUUCAAUCCAUGUGAUUAUUUUUGUUUAUUUGCAAUUAAAUACUAUAGUUAUGCUGUUGAUUAGCUUAA